This is a messenger RNA of Liolophura sinensis, 2567 nucleotides long. Its product is annotated as oxysterol-binding protein-related protein 11-like. The transcript is spliced from 23 exons. Lineage: Eukaryota; Metazoa; Mollusca; Polyplacophora; Chitonida; Chitonidae. The record is from RefSeq and is a predicted model, not a curated record. Gene Ontology annotation, molecular function: sterol binding. The annotation marks the transcript as partial. Gene Ontology annotation, cellular component: membrane; cytosol.
UGGCCGUCAACGGUCAGAACUUUGAUCUUCCCCGACUUAUCAGGUCUUACUGACGGGGAGAGACAGCAGGUCAUCGCGGUCAUGCAGCGCGCAAAGGAAUUUGAAGUUCAGGAAGAAAGAACGAUGAGAUGUACCCAAUGUCGCAGGCUUCAGACUGAUGGCAGUCGCUCUAGGGUUAUUCCACAACACUUCAGGAAGCCCCUGGAGGGUCAGCUGUACAAAUACACCAAUGUGAUGAAGGGGUGGCAGUACCGCUGGUUUGUGCUUGAUCCUGAGUCCGGCAUGCUCGAGUACUUUGAGAAAGAAGAACACAAGAAACAAAGAGCAAGAGCUUCAGUGCACCUGGCGGGAGCAGUGAUCUGUCCAUCUGAUGAAGAUUCCCAGACCUUCACAGUGAAUGCUGCAAACAGUGAGAUCUACAGAUUGAGAGCCGUGGAUGCCAAGCAGAGACAACACUGGGUGGAUCGUCUGAGAGCCACAGCUCAGCAUCAUACAGCCACCAUGGCACAGGGUGCUCUACCUGUCAACAGAGAAAACUGGGGUGUGGCCGCACCUGUCACAGGGGACUCCUUAGCCAGGAAGAAGCACACCAGCUCACAGGAUAAUUUACACAUGUCUGGUGCCACACAUGUGCAGAGAUCUCACCACAAACCCCCUGCUGCACAUGUGGGUGUGGUCAGUCCAGAUCUCUUCACAGACUCACGAGAACACAUCCAUGAGGCCGAGGACUAUGCAAGCAGUUUGUCUGAAAAGAUUGAGGAACUGCCAUCAUCCAGCCCUAUUCUGAAUCCACUAGAUAAGGACUUGUUACUAAUGAAGGCCACCUCCGUGGUUACAUUGCAGUGCCUUUCCCAGUGUCUCUCCAUCCUACAGAAGCGGCGGACAGCUUUUGAGUCUGGGGUAAAUCUGACGAACACUCGACCUCAAGGACCUGCUGAAGUUCAUCCAGUGGUAGAGUCUGCUGUGGCUCCAGCAGAAGCAGUUGUCAGUGAUCCAGCCUCACUGGUGCGUAGUCUCAGUUCUGCCAGCUCUAUUACCUACCCAGUGGCAGAUCCAAAUCCUCCCGAGCAACUGAACCAUGAUGAAGAGGUCGAAGACAGUGAGGAGUACAAAGACAGUGACCUGGAGGGAGUAGAAGAACACAAGAGUAUCAUUUUACACCUCUUAUCUCAGCUGAAGCUUGGCAUGGAUUUGACAAAGGUGGUUCUGCCGACGUUUAUUUUGGAGCGCCGGUCGCUGCUAGAGCUGUUUGCUGAUUGCAUGGCUCACCCAGACAUCUUUCUUAGAAUACCAGAUUUACCAAGCGCCGAGAGUCGUAUGCUAGCUGUCCUUCAGUGGUACCUUACAUCUUUCCAUGCUGGCAGACAGGGAUCCGUGGCUAAGAAGCCUUACAACCCAAUCAUUGGGGAAACCUUCCACUGUUCUUGGCGGCUGUCCCCGAAGGAGAUUCAGGACUGUGAGCCCGUGCAGGAAAUUACACAGGCGACCACAGGCAAACCAGAGCCUGUGUCCAAACCUGAUGAUAAGCUGCAUGGGAUGGGGGAUAAGGCGCCCAGCAGGGAGAAAGCUGCAGAUAGGCAUAAGCAGACAGAGACGGAGACAUCUCGGGUGUCAGCCAGCUCCAGCAGUGGGCCUGUACAGCUGACGUACUGUGCGGAGCAAGUCUCCCAUCAUCCACCCAUUUCAGCAUUUUAUUUCGAGUGUCCGGAGAAACAGAUGUGUAUGAAUGCCUCCAUAUACACAAAGUCCAAAUUCAUGGGCAUGUCUAUAGGACUGGUCAUGGUGGGCAAAAUUAGUUUAAGGUUACUUGAGCAUGAUGAGGAGUAUGUGUUUGGACUGCCUAGUGUGUACGCACGUUCCAUUCUCACCGUCCCCUGGGUGGAGCUUGGAGACAAGAUACACAUCAGCUGUCAGAAGACCAACCUUUCUGCUGCUGUCACAUUCCAUACCAAGCCAUUUUAUGGAGGAAAGCUUCACCGAGUGAGUGCAGAGGUGAAGGAUAACCUGUCUGGGACUAUCACCUGCAGGGUUCAGGGAGAGUGGAAUAAGUCGUUUGAGUUCUGCUACACUGAUGAAGAAUCUCAAGUUAUUGAUGUAGUGGAUUUGAAAGUGUACAAAAAGAGAGUACGACCACUGGACAAGCAGGGAGAGUAUGAAUCCCGCCGACUGUGGCAGCAUGUGACCAACGCUUUGGCUGUCGGAGAUGUCAACACUGCAACAGAGCACAAGAAAUUUCUUGAAGCCCGUCAGCGAGAAGGAGAGAGACACAGAAGAGAGACUAACACAGAAUUCCCUACAAAAUUUUUCCAUAAGGAAGGUGAUACCUGGGUGUACAACAACAUGCUAAAGCCAAGACAAACUAAGGGUACAUUAUGACAGUAGCAUGUGAUUUAACCUAGCACCUAACAAAUGUUGAAUGUAGAGCCAAGCAAUAUGUUGCCGUACGUGAUAGCCAUGCAGAAGAAAAACUUGAAACUACACAUGUAUAUUAUCUGUGCAUUAUCUAAUCAACAGAUUUUCAAGGCGCUUGAUCAUGUGUGCUGUAAAAUGUCAGAUGUAUAUAAUCA